AUGGCUGACAAGAAAAGUCCACAACUCUCACAGGAUGACCUCCUGGCUCGAAUCACCGAGCUUCAGGCAAAAGUACGAAGAAUAGCUGAGCUGUCUACACAGAACAAUGGAGAAAGCUCCAAAAGCUCGGCUCAAGGUGCUACAGAUCCUCUAAACAUCAUCCCGCCAAAGAAGAAGCUCACCCUUGACAAUCCCUUCUCCGAAGAGAUCACAAAUUACCAGAUGCCAAAAAACUUUACUCUGCCUACCGCACUGGAGCCGUACAAGGGGUUCGGCGACCCUCGAGCCCACGUAAAGAAGUUUCAAUCGAUGUUGUUUUUCAACGGCCCUAAGAAUGAGCCCGUCCUCUGCCGAGCAUUCCCUACCUACCUCGACGGUGCUGCAUUACUCUGGUUCUCUAAACUUCCUGAAGGUUCAAUUUCCUCCUUUGAAGAUCUUGCCAGAUCAUUCAUUGAUUACUUUGCCGCUUCAAGAAUCUACGUACAUGGCUCAGACUACCUCAGCACCAUUAAGCAAGGUCAGCACGAAAGCCUGAAGGACAACAUGACCAGAUUCGCUGACGCCACUAUGGAGAUCCAGGACUUAGACCCGGCCGUCCACCUGCACGCCCUCAAGGCCGGCCUCAGGCCCGGCAAAUUUCGGGAGACCAUUGCCAUAACAAAGCCAAAAAUGCUAGAGGAAUUCCGAGAAAGGGCAACAGGUCAAAUGGAGAUCGAAGAACUCCGAGAAGCCCAAAAAUCGGACAAACAACCACAUCGGAGAGAUGAAGAAAAAAUUUUUAGAUCGCCUGGUAGCAGAGACACUAAGAAACCUUCCAAGCCCACGUCAAAAUACAACACAUACACCAGAUUCAAUACCAGAAGAGAAAACAUCAUCAGAGAAAUCCUCAACGCCAAAAUCAUAAGGCCACCAGCUCGAGCGGGAAAUUACCAGGAUCAAAGGUUCGCGGAUAGGACAAAGCAUUGUGCUUUCCAUCGGAAGUUUGGACACACCACGGACGACUGCAUAGUCACGAAGGACCUCCUGAAAAGGCUGGCACGCCAAGGGCUCUUGGACAAAUAUAUCGAGACCCAGAAGGGCAGAGGAGGAAACUCGGACAGGGUAGAGCACAAGCAAGCAAAGGCCGACGACAAAAAAGAGAGGACGACUCCUGAUCCACCAAGAGGAGUCAUUAACCACAUAUCGGGGGGGAUUCACAAGCGGAGGAGAAACAAGCUCGGUAAGGAAGCGAAGCUUCAGAGCGAUGCUAGCAAUCGAAGGAACCAUACAACCAAGGAAGGACAAAGAACCAGACGUCACAAUAUCCUUUAA
Messenger RNA from Arachis stenosperma, 1311 nucleotides. RefSeq lists its product as uncharacterized. The record is from RefSeq and is a predicted model, not a curated record. Lineage: Eukaryota; Viridiplantae; Streptophyta; Magnoliopsida; Fabales; Fabaceae. The coding region runs from base 1 to 1311 and encodes 436 amino acids. The transcript has a single exon.